This is a messenger RNA of Camarhynchus parvulus, 1934 nucleotides long. RefSeq names its product TATA-box binding protein associated factor 8 (gene TAF8). Bases 9 to 944 code for a protein of 311 amino acids. Gene Ontology annotation, molecular function: protein heterodimerization activity. Lineage: Eukaryota; Metazoa; Chordata; Aves; Passeriformes; Thraupidae. The transcript is spliced from 8 exons. Gene Ontology annotation, biological process: transcription initiation at RNA polymerase II promoter. Gene Ontology annotation, cellular component: transcription factor TFIID complex. The record is from RefSeq and is a predicted model, not a curated record.
CCUGGCGCAUGCGCACAGCUCCAUAUGGCUCCAAGAUGGCUGACACAGCGUCCGGCGGCUCCGGCACGAGGGGCAGCAAGCAGGCUGGCACCCCCGCAGACAAUUACCAGCUGGCGCGGCGCCGCACGCUGCAGGUGGUUGUGAGCUCGCUGCUGACCGAGGCCGGCUUUGAGAGCGCCGAGAAGGCGGCGGUGGAGACGCUCACCGAGAUGAUCCAGAGCUAUAUCUCAGAGAUUGGGAGGAGUGCCAAGUCCUACUGCGAGCACACAGCCAGGACCCAGCCCACGCUCUCGGACAUCGUGGUCACCCUGGUGGAGAUGGGCUUCAACGUGGAAACCCUUCCUGCCUACGCCAAGCGUUCCCAGAGGAUGGUGAUCACUGCCCCUCCAGUGACAAACCAGCCUGUGACCCCCAAAGCCCUGACAGCUGGGCAGAACAAGCCUCACCCACCCCACAUUCCUGGCCACUUCCCAGAGUUCCCAGAUCCUCACACCUACAUCAAGACUCCAACGUACCGGGAGCCGGUGUCCGAUUACCAGGUGCUGCGGGAGAAGGCGGCGUCGCAGCGCCGGGACGUGGAGAGGGCCCUCACCCGCUUCAUGGCCAAGACUGGCGAGACCCAGAGCCUCUUCAAGGACGAUGUCAGCACAUUCCCACUGAUUGCUGCCAGGCCCUUCACCGUGCCCUACCUGACAGCUCUGCUGCCCUCGGAGCUGGAGAUGCAGCAGAUGGAGGAGACGGAUUCCUCGGAGCAGGACGAGCAGACGGACACCGAGAACCUCCCGCUGCACAUGAGCACGGAUGAUGCCGGACCCGAGAAGGAGAACACCUCAGUGCUGCAGCAGAGCAGCUCCCUGGCAGGCAGCAGGAACGGUGAGGAGAACGUCAUCGACAACCCCUACCUGAGGCCCGUCAAGAAACCCAAAAUCCGCAGGAAGAAGUGAGGGAGGAAUUCCCAAAAUAUUCCCUGGGCUCAGGAGAGGCAGCCCAGCUGAGGAGGGGUCUCUGAGCCUGGUGAACCCCACUCCCACCCUGCUGUCCCUCUGCUCGCUGCCGUGCUCCAGGAGAAACACCUGGGAAUUGUCUGGGGGGCUUUGGUUCCACUCUGGGGGGAUUUAAUUCCUGAGGAGCUGAGAGAGCCAGGGCUUGGAGGGGCUGGGCUUGGAGAACCCAGGGAUGGAUUUGGAUUUGGAGCACCUGAGGGUUGGAUUUGGAGGGACACAGGGGUUGGAUUUGGAUUUAGAUUCGGAGGACACGGGUUGGAUUUGGAAGACACAGGAGCUGGAGCUGAGGGAUCCAGGGCUUGGAGGGACACAGGGUUGGAUUUGGAGAACCCAGGGGUUGGAUUUGGAGGAUACAGGGGUUGGGGUUGGAUUUGGAGGAUACAGGGGUUGGAUGUGGAUUUGGAUUUAGAUUUAGAUUUGGAUUUGGAGGACCCAGGGUUGGAUUUGGAUUUGGGAGACACAGGGUUGGAUUUGGAUUUGGAGGAACAAGGGAUUGGAUUUGGAGGGACCCAGCGGUUGGAUUUGGAUUUAGAGGACACAGGAAUUAGAUUUGGAUUUGAAUUUAAAUUUGAAUUUGGAGAACCCAGGGGUUGGAUUUGGAUUUGGAGGACACAGGGGGUUGGGGUUGGAUUUGGAGGACACAGGGUUGGAUUUGGAGGACACAGGGUUGGAUUUGGAUUUGGAGGACACAGGAGCUGGAGCUGAGGGACUCGGGGAUUGGAUUUGGCUUUGGAGAACCCAGGGGUUGGGGUUGGAUUUGGAUUUUGAGGACACAGGGUUGGAUUUGGAGGACACAAAGGCUGGAGCUGUGGGACCCAGGGAUUGGGAUUGUAUUUGGGGGACCCAGCCUUUAUUUCCUUCCUUUAUUUCCUUUAUUUCCUCCCUUUAUUUCCUCCUUUAUUCCCUUUAUUUCCUCCUUUAUUCCCUUUA